This is a messenger RNA of Striga hermonthica, 924 nucleotides long. The record is from the annotation of a GenBank genome assembly. NCBI's taxonomy places the organism in Eukaryota, Viridiplantae, Streptophyta, Magnoliopsida, Lamiales, Orobanchaceae.
AUGAGUCGUCGCGCGGUUAUGCAGAUGUCGAGGCUGCUCGUCGGUCAGAGUCGACAACAACUAUUUUCCACCGCUAUCUUCAACACGGCCUCAAAUGCUACUACGAAUGGCACUUUUCGAAACUCCAUUCCCAAGUUCGCUAGCAACGAGUUUCUUGGAGUUAGGUGUUGGAGCUCGACGGGUCCUAAGGUAGCUACCCACGAAGAACUAACCCAAGAACCAAAGGCGAACUCCGGCGAAGAAAACACCGAUCGUCAAGGCGGCAGUCGGGCCGUCGUGAGCAGCUAUUGGGGGGUGGCGCCGCCCAAUAUAGCCGGUGAAGAUGGCUCUCCGUGGCGGUGGAAUUGUUUUCGGCCAUGGGAGACAUACAAAGCGGACACCUCAAUUGAUGUCAAGAAGCACCAUGAGGCCAACACAAUCAUGGACAAGUUUGCCUUUUGGACUGUCCAAACUCUCAAAUACCCCACAUACUUGUUCUUUCAGAGACGGCACGUGUGCCAUGCGAUGCUCCUAGAGACUGUGGCCGCCGUGCCCGGGAUGGUUGGCGGCAUGCUCCUCCACCUGAGGUCCCUCCGGAAAUUCGAGCACAGUGGAGGUUGGAUCAAAGCCCUACUUGAGGAGGCCGAAAACGAGCGAAUGCACCUCAUGACCUUCUUGGAGGUCUCCCAGCCCAAGUGGUACGAACGGGCCCUCGUCUUUGCUGUGCAGGGUGUGUUUUUCAACGCAUAUUUCUUGGCCUAUUUAGCGUCUCCCAAGCUGGCCCACCGGAUAGUGGGCUACCUUGAGGAAGAGGCGGUCAACUCGUACACCGAGUUUUUGGUUGACUUGGAAAAGGGACUCGUCGAGAAUGGGCCGGCGCCAGCUAUUGCGAUCGACUACUGGCGGCUGGCGCCGAAUGCGACGAAAUCUUCUUUUUCCAACUAG